AACCAAUUCCUGGGUUCAAGUUUAAAUUACUUUACUACCCUUCCCACCAUCACCAACCUGAUGAAAUUACUCUACUACCCUUCCCACCACCAACCUGAAGCCUAUGGGCUGCUGGAUUGUGUUUCUAGAUGGGGAUUUUGAGUCGGUGGUAGUUGAGAAUUAGGAAUUUGAGAUGCAUAAACUAAAGAAAACAAGUUUAGAAGGGGUUGGUGUUACUUAACAAUCUCCUAAUCUUAAGUCAUUCUUUUGAUUUUUCGGCAUAAAUAUAUCGAUAAGAAUCUCCCUACAUAAACGUAAGACUUUGGUUUAACCCGAAGUAGAAAUAUGGCUGGCAGCGCAGACCUAGGUGCUAUUACGUCAAAAACAGGCGAACACGUAGUUAGGAGGCCACGAGGCCGGCCCGCCGGCUCCAAAAACAAGCCAAAACCGCCCAUCAUCAUCACCCGAGACAGUGCCAACACACUAAGGGCUCACGCCAUGGAGGUUAGCCCGGGGUGCGAUGUUGGUGAGUCCUUAGCCACCUUCGCUAGGCGGAAGCAACAGGGUAUCUGGGUGCUAAGUGCCGCCGGGUGCGUGAGCAACGUCGUGUUGCGUCAACCAUCUCCGUCGCCAACGAAUCCGGCUUCCGGGCCGAUAGUCACCCUUCACGGCCGCUUCGAGAUUUUAUCGUUGAUCGGUUCGGUGUUGCCACCACCGGCUCCGCCAGGUGUCGCCAGCUUAGCCAUAUAUUUAGUUGGCCCACAGGGUCAGGUCGUGGGUGGUGCCAUUGCGGGCCCACUCAUGGCCUCAGGACCUGUCGUGAUCAUGGCGGCCACUUUCAUGAACGCCACUUUCGAUAGGCUGCCAAUCGACAAGGAUGAAGCAGUUGCGGUGGCGGCCACAACCACCACCACGGCGGCGCACGAUCAACGUCACCACCGUGUUAUCGGUGAUAUCUACAACCCCCCACAAAACCUGCUUUCUAACACCAGCCUCCCGCCUCCCGAGAUUUAUACUUGGUCAACGGCUCGACCGUUGUCAAAGACACGAGAAUAUGUUUAACGACAGAAACAAAAUGGAGCCGAAAUUUGAAAAUUCAAAUAUGACAUAAAACUAUAGCAUGUGUUUUUCUCAACAUAAUGUU
Messenger RNA from Cynara cardunculus var. scolymus (artichoke), 1123 nucleotides. RefSeq names its product AT-hook motif nuclear-localized protein 16-like. NCBI's taxonomy places the organism in Eukaryota, Viridiplantae, Streptophyta, Magnoliopsida, Asterales, Asteraceae. Gene Ontology annotation, cellular component: nucleus. The transcript has a single exon. The coding region runs from base 325 to 1041 and encodes 238 amino acids. Gene Ontology annotation, biological process: vegetative to reproductive phase transition of meristem. The record is from RefSeq and is a predicted model, not a curated record. Gene Ontology annotation, molecular function: DNA-binding transcription factor activity; minor groove of adenine-thymine-rich DNA binding.